GGAGCCUUGGGAGGAGCCCGAAUCACUGAUGGAAUCGGACAGUGCAUGGAGAUGGUUCAGCAGGACAAGGUGCUGAAAACUCAUCCCUGUGUGACCUCAAGUAAGCCACGUAACUCUGUGAACCUGCAGUUUUAUCAUUUUUUAAAAUAAAGAAACAUGACAGAUUUUCAUUAUGACACAGAAUGUCAGGUCUCCCAGAUGCCAGAAAAUACAUUUACUUAAAGCCAUUGAUACGUCUUAAAGCGGUUUCCUUACAGUGUCAUUGGAGGACAGCGUGGAGUGCAGAGAGACAUGCUUUGAAAUGGGAUUGAUCCAGUCCUCCUUCCUUCACUACCACAUGAAUGCUGGGCAGCCCAGGAUCACACUCACUGCACCCUCAACUCAGGCAAGUCCAGCAGCCAAUCUUAGGAGACCUGGGCUACAGAACAGUCUCCCAAGUUCCAGGCUCACAAAACCUAGGUGGGGAUGAAAGCUGAGAAAGUGAAGAGGUGGUUCAGGGGAUCACUCUUUCCUACUCAUUCCUCUCAUCUCAAACUCACCUUCUACUGCAACACUGAGGAUCACGAACCAACCGUGACCAUAACCUUGAUCUUGCCAUGUUCUGUUAGUGGAAUGAAACCAAAAAUCAAUGGUGUUAGUCCAACCCAAUGAAAUAGAUAUCAAACCACAUUCCAUAAGAACCGCUCAUGGCCCUGUUCUUUUCAGUAUAUGGGAAAACAAAAUGGAAACAACAAAAUAGCAUCAGGUUUAUGAAACUUCCCAAGAUAGAUGGUCACACAUGUUUUCAGGAGAUCUCUAUAUAAAUGAUUUUGGUCACUUGAUACCUUGAAAAGAGCUCUUGUGACACUAGAAUGACAUCCAUAAGUGACAAGUAUAAAAUGUAGCGCUCAGUGACAUCAAAAACCAAAUCAACCCACAUAGAGGAAGAGCUCUGGACAUAGGGAUGUCAAACUGGUCUAGAGUGUAAUGAAAAGCAAAGAUGGUGCCCCAGUGAGAAAAAAGAAAUCAACAUAACAAUGGGAAUCAGCAAGAAGAAUACUGAGACAGGAAAGACAACAUUUUUUACAAAUGAAUUAUUCAUUCACUUUCUAGUGGAUACAGACAAAACUGCAGAAGACCCAGAGGAAAUCAGGGCAGGCUAAAAGUUUGAUAUCUUACACUUGUGGAAAAGCCUUAAGAUCUGUUUUAACUUAGAGCAGGUGGGGUGACUUCAUGACUACCGUUAAGAAAAUAUAACCUGUUGGGAAACUGGUUCUGCCUGGAUGAUGUUGUACAGACAAGCGAUAAACAAUGAGGAAUGUGCUUAGAUGUAUUGGGAAAGAGAUGGGUCUGUGGCAUUGUCACAAGGGUACACGAGUACUAAGAGUGAAUUUUAGAGGAAUGAUCCCCAUUGGUGGUGACCCUCAGGUGAGACGAGGGUGCCUGUGUUUCAGCAAAGCCUGGGCAAUUGGAAUGCAGGGCUCCUAAGAUUCCAUGACACCCCCACCUUCUAAUUCUGUUAUUGCAACUGCAGACCGUUACCUGGCACACUGGCCUCACUCUUGUCGGAGACUGAGCUAUUGGCAGUGCCUUCAGCUCUGAGUUCAGGCACCUCGAACAUUGUUUUUGUCGUUAAGGAUCCUAAAGUGCUGCGGGGACUGAUCACAUUUUUCUCAACAUCCCUGGCCCCACCUCUUCUGCCACAAACGUCAGCAUGGUGGUAUCUGCCGGCCCUUGGUCCAGUCAGAAGUCAGAGAUGAACAUUCUAGAAAUCAACAAGAAAUCGCGCCCCCAGCUGGCAGAGAACAAACAGCAGUUCAGAAACCUCAAACAGAAAUGUCUUGUAACUCAAGUGGCCUACUUCCUGGCCAACCGGCAGAAUAAUUAUGACUAUGAAGACUGCAAAGACCUCAUAAAAGCUAUGCUGAGGGAUGAGCGGCUGUUCACAGAAGAGAAGCUUGCAGAGGAGCUCGGGCAAGCUGAGGAGCUCAGGCAAUAUAAAGUCCUGGUUCACUCUCAGGAACGAGAGCUGACCCAGUUAAGGGAGAAGUUACGGGAAGGGAGAGAUGCCUCCCGCUCAUUGAAUCAGCAUCUCCAGGCCCUCCUCACUCCGGAUGAGCCGGACAACUCCCAGGGACGGGACCUUCGAGAACAGCUGGCUGAGGGAUGUAGGCUGGCACAGCACCUCAUCCAAAAGCUCAGCCCAGAAAAUGAUGAAGAUGAGGAUGAAGAUGUUAAAGUUGAGGAGGCUGAGAAAGUACAGGAAUUAUAUGCCCCCAGGGAGGUGCAGAAGGCUGAAGAAAAGGAAGUCCCUGAGGACUCACUGGAGGAGUGUGCCAUCACUUGUUCAAAUAGCCACCACCCUUGUGAGUCCAACCAGCCUUACGGGAACACCAGAAUCACAUUUGAGGAAGACCAAGUCGACUCAACUCUCAUUGACUCAUCCUCCCAUGAUGAAUGGUUGGAUGCUGUAUGCAUUAUCCCAGAAAAUGAAAGUGAUCAUGAGCAAGAGGAAGAAAAAGGGCCAGUGUCUCCCAGGAAUCUGCAGGAGUCUGAAGAGGAGGAAGCCCCCCAGGAGUCCUGGGAUGAAGGACAUUGGUGUGAUCAAGUGAAAAAGGAGGACCAAGAGGCCACAAGUCCCAGGCUCAGCAGGGAGCUGCUGGAUGAGAAAGAGCCUGAAGUCUUGCAGGACUCACUGGAUAGAUUUUAUUCAACUCCUUUUGCGUACCUGGAACUGCCUGACUUAUGCCAGCCCUACAGAAGUGACUUUUACUCAUUGCAGGAACAACACCUUGGCUUGGCUCUUGACGUGGACAGAAUUAAAAAGGACCAAGAAGAGGAAGAAGACCAAGGCCCACCAUGCCCCAGGCUCAGCAGAGAGCUGCCGGAGGUAGUAGAGCCUGAGGACUUGCAGGACUCACUGGAUAGAUGGUAUUCGACUCCUUUCAGUUAUCCAGAACUGCCUGAUUCAUGCCAGCCCUACGGAAGUUGCUUUCACUCAUUGGAGGAAGAACACGUUGGCUUUUCUCUUGACGUGGAUGAAAUUGAAAAGUACCAAGAAGGGGAAGAAGAUCAAAACCCACCAUGCCCCAGGCUCAACGAGGUGCUGAUGGAAGCAGAAGAGCCUGAAGUCUUGCAGGACUCACUGGAUAGAUGUUAUUCGACUACUUCAACUUACUUUCAACUACCUGACUCAUUCCAGCAGUACAGAAGUGCCUUUUACUCAUUUGAGGAACAGGACAUCAGCUUGGCCCUUGACGUGGACAAUAGGUUUUUUACUUUGACAGUGAUAAGGCACCACCUGGCCUUCCAUAUGGGAGUCAUAUUCCCACACUAAGCAGCCCUUACUAAGCUGAGAGAUGUCAUUGCUGCAGGCAGGACCUAUAGGCACAUGUAGGUUUGAAUGAAACUAUAGUUCCAUUUGGAAGCCCAGUCAUAGGAUGGGAAAGUGGGCAUGGCUCUAUUCCUAUUCUCAGACCAUGCCACUGGCCACCUGUGCUCAGUCUGAAGACAUUGGACCCAAGUUAGGUGUGACACGUUCACACGACUAUGUAGCACAUGCUGGGAGUGAUUUGCCAGACAUUCUAAUUUGAACCAGAUAUCUCUGGGUAGCUACAAAGUUCCUCAGGGGUUUCAUUUUGCAGGCAUGUCUCUGAGCUUCUAUACCUGCUCAAGGUCAGUGUCAUCUUUGUGUUUAGCUCAUCCAAAGGUGUUACCCUGGUUUCAAUGAACCUAACCUCAUUCUUUGUAUCUUCAGUGUUGGUUUGUUUUAGCUGAUCCAUCUGUAACACAGGAGGGAUCCUUGGCUGAGGAUUGUAUUUCAGAACCACUGACUGCUCUUGACAGUUGUUAACCCACUAGGCUCCUUUGAGUAGAGAAGCCAUAGUCCUUCAGCCUCCAAUUGAUAUCAAUACUUAGGAAGACCACAGCUAGACGGACAAACAGCAUUGGGAGGCCUUAGCCCUGCUCCUUUCAAUUCCAUCCUGUAAAGAACAGGAGUCAGGAGCCGCUGGCAAGAGACAGCAUGUCACCCGGGACUCUGCCGGUGCAGAAUAUGAACAAUGCCAUGUUCUUGCAGAAAAUGCUUAGCCUGAGUUUCAUAGGAGGUAAUCACCAGACAACUGCAGAAUGUAGAACACUGAGCAGGACAACUGACCUGUCUCCUUCACACAGUCCACGUCACCACGAAUCACACAACAAAAAGGAGGAGAGAUAUUUUGGGUUCAGAAGAAGUAAAUGAUAAUGUAGCUACAUUUCUUUAGUUAUUUUGAACCCCAAAUAUUUCCUCAUCUUUUUGUUGUUGUCAUUGAUUGUGGUGACAUGGACUUAUUUGUAGAGGACAGGUCAGCUGUCUGGCUCAAUGGUCUACAUUCUGAAGUUGUCUGAAAAUGUCUUCAUGAUUAAAUUCAGCCUAAACGUUUCAUCAAGAACACUACAGAGUCGAUACUGUGAGUUUCCAACCUCAGCCCAUCUGUGGGCAGAGAAGGUCUAGUUUGUCCAUCAGCAUUAUCAUGAUAUCAGGACUGGUUAGUUAAGGAGGGGUCUAGGAGAUCUGUCCCUUUUAGAGACACCUUACUUAUGAUGAAGUAUUUGGGAGAGUGGUUUUUAAAAGUAGAAAUGUCCUGUAUUCCAGUGACCAUCCUCUAAACAUUUUAUCAUUUAUUAAUCAUCCCUGCCUGUGUCUAUUAUUAUAUUCAUAUCUCUACGCUGGAAACUUUCUGCCUCAAUGUUUACUGUGCCUUUGUUUUUGCUAGUGUGUGUUGUUGAAAAAAAAAACAUUCUCUGCCUGAGUUUUAAUUUUUGUCCAAAGUUAUUUUAAUCUAUACAAUUAAAAACUUUUGCCUAUCA
Molecule: messenger RNA, 4827 nt
Organism: Pan troglodytes (chimpanzee)
Lineage: Eukaryota; Metazoa; Chordata; Mammalia; Primates; Hominidae
Gene: NBPF3
Product: NBPF member 3
Exons: 15
Coding region: 1694-3316 (540 amino acids)
Source: RefSeq, a predicted model, not a curated record